Molecule: messenger RNA, 2206 nt
Organism: Ruditapes philippinarum (Manila clam)
Lineage: Eukaryota; Metazoa; Mollusca; Bivalvia; Venerida; Veneridae
Exons: 4
Coding region: 228-1097 (289 amino acids)
Biological process (GO): immune response
Cellular component (GO): membrane
Molecular function (GO): tumor necrosis factor receptor binding
Source: RefSeq, a predicted model, not a curated record
UUUUUCAAAAAUAAAUAUAAUCCGCUCUUAUAAUUACUUAAUUAGGAAAUGAUCUUUACAAUAAGAUCUUUUGUUAGAAAGUAAAACGUAAUUGAUUCCACUUAAAACGUUUCUGAUUAUAACCUGGAUAAAGUUUUAGUAGGUCAAGAAUUGUAAAUCAUAAUUAUAUCAGUUAUGCGACUAAAAUGGUAACGUAAAACCUUUUUCGUUUUGUACAUGUUUAGUUUAUGAUGCCUUCAAAAUUCACAAUUGGACAUGUGUGUAUAAGUGUUUUGACAGUUUCAUCUGUGUUUAUACUCGGGCUUAACAUCGUUUUAUAUAUAGUAAAAACUGAAGAAGAUCAAUUAAUUAAUUCAGGAUAUUUCAUAAAAGAAAUUCAGAAUUUUGCAUAUUUCUGUGACGACUUGUCAUUGAGUCCGGAUGAAGAUGACGUCACGUUUAAAGUGAGAAAGAAACUUUUUGACGUCUACCUACUGAAGAAUAGAUACGUCUGUAGCUUCCGGAACCUUACAGAGCCACUGCAAAAGUUUGUAGAAAAGAAAUCACGAAUACGGCUUGCUUCAGGACAGGAAGGUAAAAGAUAUUUACAGUGUGGCAACACAAGUUUAAGAGAGCCUUCGGGUCGCCGAACUGCAGCAUUCAGAAGUUUGUCAAAACACCAAACCUACAAAGUUGGAGAAUCGAAUGCUGUCAUAAACUGGGACAAACACCCAGAGCGAUCUUUUAUAUCUGAAGAUGUCGAAUACCAUAAAGGAGAAAUCAAAGUAUCCGAAGGUGGAUUUUAUUUCAUCUAUACAACUGUUAUGAUGAAUCUAACUAAACCUAUGGUGAACCUCGGUGAAAUGUGCAGAUUUGCUCUAUAUGUUUGUGCAAACAGGAAAGGGUACGAGCGUAUUCUUCUUAGUUCAUUCAAAUCAUUCAACACAUCAUGUACAAAUGACAUUACUAAUAACAAAAUGAACGACGCCACAUCGCUGUCAACUCGAGGCAAUGUUUAUGUCACAAAAGGCGAGUCUGUUUAUGUCAAAGUAUCGGGCGCGAACAGAAUAAUCCUUGAAUCUGUCGGAAACACGUUCGGAAUAAUGCCAUUGUCAUAAAUUUAUGAAGAAAGGCAUAGUAAACAUAACAUAUUAAUAAUCUUGAUGCGUUUUCGAAUUCAGGCAUUCUUAAAAGCAGGGCAAUGACAAGAUAAACCAAGUACACUAUACGGGUACUAUUUUAGACAUGAGACGUUUACUCCUGUAAAGUUAGCAAACUACACUACAAAGUCGAUUUCAAAAAUUAUCUUAGUCUUAUCUGUCCGCCACAGAAAGCAUGAUAACGAGGCUCCAAAAUGCGCAAAUAUACGAUGAUUGGUUAGCAGAAAUGUAACAUAACAAACCCCUUUUCGCCUCUGACGUUUUAGAACGUUGCAAUACCAUAAAAACCAUAAAAAACGUGUGAAAAAGUAGGGACAAUGAAUAUUUGCUGGAAUAUCCUUGCUGUCCUUUACUUUUACCUUUUUAAGAUCAAGUUAUUUCAGUAAAUAAGUUGCAUUAUCUUAACAUGAGUGCUUUGAAAAAAUUAGAAACCAAUAAACUAGCGCAACCUAACCAGUCACGUAUGAUCUAUCAAGGAAAAAAGAAAUAAGAUUGACAUUAAAGUCACAUUAAAAUUUUCAAUGACUGCAUCAAUUACCUUCGAAUAUAUGUAAGCAUGAGAUAAACGAGAUAUUUUCAAGAACAAACAAUAGAAUGCAAGUCAGAAUAUAUGACAAAGGAACGUGCAACAAUGUAAAUACCUAUAUAUUGUAGAGUGUAUAUCAAUAUAACAGUUUAAUUAAAUCAUGAUCCCUCUUUCCUCUUUAUAUAAAUAAUGUAACUACGUCAAUUUUAUCCAAAUCAAACAAUAUUCAUAUCUAUAUUUUACGUUAAUUUAUGAAUUUGUACAAAUUGUCGAAAAUGAAUAUAAUUUCCUUUGGUUUGUCCCACGCAAAUAGAACUGAGAAAUAUAUAUCUAAAACAUAAUUACUGUAGAUGACCUCCAUUAAUACAAUUUGAAAUUUUUCUAUCACCUAAAGGAAAUAUGUCCAUUUUGUAAAUAUAUUUCCCGUGCUAAUCUUUUUUAUUAGUAUUUGAACUUGUAUCACUAUAAUAAUGCUUAUGGUAUAUAAUAUAUAAUGCUGUUGUAACAUUUAUGACAAUAAAAAUGUUGUUGUUGUUUUUCU